AUGGAAAAAUUUCUUAAUAUUAAGAGUACAACCAAGCGUUUAAAUGAAGACAACAAUAAAGAAGAAAAUAAACAAAUGGGAGCAGAGCAUACUGCGUUACUGUUUUAUUGUAAUUCUAGAUGGCUAUCAAAAGGAAACGUACUAAUACGAGUGUUCGAACUUAGACAAGAACUUUACACUUAUUUGAGUGAAGAAGGUCAUAAUGAUUUUAACAAGUUUAUUGAUAGUGAUUUUGUAAUUAAAUUAGCGAAACUAACCGAAGAAAACGGUAAAACCACGUGUUUUUCAUUUUUAAAAAGUUUUCUUGAAGAUAAUGAUCUUGAAUUACCAAUGAGCUCACUAAACAUAAUUUCUGAUCAUCUGAUGACUCUUAAAAAUCAUUUCGAGAAAUAUUUUCCAGAAGACAUCGUACAAUACAAUUGGAUUAAAGAUCCAUUUAGUGAAAACCCUUUACCAAAUUUCACAACUACUGAAGAAGAACAAUUUAUCGAUAUUUCAUCUGAUUCUUCGUUACGAAUGAAAUUUUCUUCAUUUUCACUUUUAGAAUUUUGGAGCAGCAUUAAAGAUGAAUAUUCUGAAAUAUCCAACAAAGCUUUGCGUGUACUACUACCAUUUGCGACAUCGUAUUUAUGCGAAGCAGGCUUUUCUGCAGUUGCUGUAUUGAAAUCAAAAUAUCGAUCAAAACUUAAUAUUGAAAAAGAAAUGCGUGUGGCUGUCACAACAUUGCUACCUAAUUUUGAAGAAUUAUUAAACAGAAAACAAGCACAUUGUUCACAUUAA
Molecule: messenger RNA, 780 nt
Organism: Metopolophium dirhodum (rose-grain aphid)
Lineage: Eukaryota; Metazoa; Arthropoda; Insecta; Hemiptera; Aphididae
Product: zinc finger BED domain-containing protein 5-like
Exons: 3
Coding region: 1-780 (259 amino acids)
Source: RefSeq, a predicted model, not a curated record